ACAUUUUUUUUUUCGAAGUUCAAGAACAUAACCUCACAUAGCAGUAUUCGUUCGUAAUUGCAGGAAAUUGUAGGGUAUGAGGCGAAGAUUUUUAUGAAAUACCUUUUUUUUGCAAAUAAAUCAUGACGCUUAUAAGGAAUGCGUGCGUGGCCGUGAAGUGGCUGCCGAGCGUGCAGCCGGUGCGGUUCUCCCGCCGACCCAACAUCCAGCGGCCCCGGGAGCCGCACUACGAGAGGGCCAGGGUGAUCGACGUCUGCCGGCCCGUGUUCCCCAGGAAGACCGAAGUUGCCCCCAUGUUCGAACUGUGCCAGAAGCCAGCUGAAUCGCUAAAGUCAAACACGAUAUCCCUGGAGAACCCGUACUUCAGAUUUCUUGCCAGAGACUUCAUGAACAAUAUGAAACACAGCAAAAUGGUUGCAUUUGUGCAUUUAAAUUCUAUGACAGCGGAGGAGAAGUUCAAGGUGGGAGUGCAACUAAAGAAACAGAACAUGUACGUGAAAGCGUACAACCGCAACAUCGUGAGGCUGGCGGUCGAGAACACGAGGUACGAAGCGAUACUGCCCCUCUUCGAGAGCCAGAGUGCCAUCGUCUUCAGCCCGGAGGUCCAGGUCAAGAAGUUGCUGAAGAUAUUAAGGAGGGCGCCUAAUUACGUUUUGUUGGCGGGGAUCGUGGACGGCCAGCAGCUGAGCAAGCCGGAGCUGGUGCGGUACAGCCAGCUGCCCGACCUAGCGGCGGCGCGGGCCGGCCUGGUGAGCGCCGUCAACGCGCUCGGCGCCGGGCUGCUCGGGAGCCUCUGCGCCCACCAGCAGGCGCUGGUGAGGCACCUGGACCAGCACGCAGAGAUGCAGGGCCGGCCGCCCGCGGAAGAAACCCCCACUUCACACGCUAGCGGCGUUCCGGAGUAAACAAACUUGGAACGAAUGUAUGGAAAUGGCAAAUAUUCAUAUGUCCAUUUUAAAAAAAUGAAAUAUUUAAUUGUUAUUUAAUAAAAAAACUUUAUAACUA
Molecule: messenger RNA, 1005 nt
Organism: Bacillus rossius redtenbacheri
Lineage: Eukaryota; Metazoa; Arthropoda; Insecta; Phasmatodea; Bacillidae
Gene: mRpL10
Product: large ribosomal subunit protein uL10m
Exons: 5
Coding region: 123-905 (260 amino acids)
Biological process (GO): translation
Cellular component (GO): mitochondrial large ribosomal subunit
Molecular function (GO): structural constituent of ribosome
Source: RefSeq, a predicted model, not a curated record